Messenger RNA from Mycotypha africana, 729 nucleotides. RefSeq lists its product as uncharacterized. The coding region runs from base 8 to 556 and encodes 182 amino acids. NCBI's taxonomy places the organism in Eukaryota, Fungi, Mucoromycota, Mucoromycetes, Mucorales, Mycotyphaceae. The record is from RefSeq and is a predicted model, not a curated record. Gene Ontology annotation, biological process: tRNA 5'-leader removal. The transcript has a single exon. Gene Ontology annotation, cellular component: ribonuclease P complex.
AAACAGUAUGAAAGUCCGAAUCAUUGAGGUAAAAAACUCUAUUUUUUGGCAGAGUUUCAACCCUUCAACUCCAUCAAUCUCUCUAUCUAUCUGUAAAUACACCAUCAUGGUUCGCUUUAAGAAUCGUUGGGUUCUAUUUCAAAUUGUCCACGAGCCAGUUAUUGACCCACGUGGUAAAGUGAUCUAUCCAAAAACCCAGUUUGAAGUGACGGACGGUAUGAUUAGCAAAACAAUCUUUCAAGCCGUGGAAGAGAAUUACGGUCAAUUUGGAAAAGGACAAGGCACAUUGAGUGUCAAAUGGUUCAAUCCCAUCACGCAGAUCGGCAUCUUGCGUGUGCCACGCGAUUUCACCAAUAUGUUUCUCUCUGCUUUGUUCUUCAUUCGCCAGAUCGAGACUAUACCUUGUAGCUUUCAAAUUUUGCACGUUUCGGGUACGAUUAUCUUUAUACAGCAAGAGGCUAUUGAUUGGGAUAGAAGAUUCUAUAUAAAAGAACAGUCAGAAGCAGAAAAAAGAGGUAAAAAGAUUCCUAAACAAUGUGAUCAGAAAAGAGAAUGACUAACGGCUUCUUUCUCUCUGCUCUUGUUCAUAGGUCAACCCUACAGUGCUAUUGAUAAGAUUGAGCAGUCAAAGAAAGCCAUCGCGGCAUUACAAUAAGAAAGCUAGCAACCUAUAUUCAUUUGUAUAUACACUUUGUCCGAUACCAACAAUGUUGACACUAUUCAGAUAUU